CAGGAAAGAGGUAAAUUCGAAUAGGGAAGCCAGGUGGUGUUUACAGAGAGGAUUUAGGUCGGAAACUAAAACAGAAAAUUUAACGCUUAUUAUGUACAAGAAUAAGUGAGUAAUUGACACAAUGAAACCACAACGCGGAAAAACACCAAAGAAGAAGAAUGCCGCCCAAACAGAUCCAGUCGAGGUGUAUUGUCGGAUACGUCCCCUGGAGAAUCCAGACAAUCCCACUUGUAUCAAGGCUCUCAGCGACUCCGUCGUUCAGCUGAUUCCUGCUCUGAAUAAUGAAAGGGUAACAAGAAAUGGACAAGCGAAGGAGUACCAGUACACAUUCCAGUACGUAUUUGAUGAGUAUUCGUCACAGAAAAAGAUCUUUGACUAUGUGGCGAUGCCCUUGAUGGAGGAUCUCAUCAACGGCAAAAACGGUCUGCUGUUUUCCUAUGGGAUCACAUCGUCUGGGAAGACCUACACUAUGACAGGGAUGCCACAGGAUCAGGGCAUCCUACCUCGCUGUCUUGAUGUCCUCUUCAACAGCAUUGAGGGACUCCAGGCCAAGAAAUAUGUGUUCAAGCCAGACCGAAUGAAUGGUUAUGAAGUACAUAGUGAAGUAGAUGCAAUGAUUGAGAGACAGAAAAAGGACAUACUUCCCGGAAUGACAACCCCGAAAACUCCCAGUUCAGCAAGACACAGGGACGGUUAUGAGAUGGAGGACCACGGCCGUGUGGAGGAUGGAGACCGUGUCGAUGGUGUGGACGAGGACAACAACUACACCGUGUUUGUGUCCUACACGGAAAUCUACAAUAACUAUGUGUACGACCUACUGGAGGAGCUUCCCUGGGACCCAAUAGUGGGCUAUAAGCCGCCCCAGUCGAAGCUGUUGAGGACGGACUGCCAGGACACCAUGUACGUGAUGAACUGUGUGGAGGUGGAGUGUAAGAGUACACAAGAGGCCCUCAACAUCCUCUACAGAGGUCAGAAGAGAAGGAAGGUGGCUCACACAGCACUGAAUGCUGAAUCAAGUAGAAGUCACAGUAUAUUUAACAUUCGUCUCGUACAGGCACCACUGGACCCAAGGGGAGAGGAGGUCCUACAGGAUGCCGACAAAGUGUGUAUAAGUCAGUUGUCAUUGGUCGACCUGGCUGGUAGUGAGCGCUGUCACAGGACGGGCAACAUGGGCGACAGACUCAAGGAGGCUGGUAACAUUAACCAAUCUCUAAUGGUGCUGAAGACGUGCAUGAAAUUACUGCGAGAGAACCAGAAAAACAACGAAAAUAAGAUGGUGCCCUACAGAGACUCGAAGCUGACCCACCUGUUCAAAAACUACUUUGAUGGAGAUGGGAAGGUUCGAAUGAUUGUGUGUAUCAACCCACGGGCUGAAGAGUACGAUGAGACCAUUCAUGUGAUGAAAUUCGCAGAGCUAACACAGGAAGUGAUGGUUGCGAGGUCGGAGCAGGUGAAGUUUGACAUUGGUCUGACGCCUGGUCGCCGUAGGAUGAACCAGCAGUACCAGGAAGCACUGGCUCACAUUCCACUUAUAGAUGAGGAGGUACCAGUGAUACAACCGAUGUCGUACAGCAUGGGGCCAAGUUUCCCGUCUCUCGAGGUGAUCCACUCUCGCGAUGACUACACCCUCAAUCAGCUGCAGAACUUCUUGGAAGACCGUUAUAAGCGAAGAGAAACUUUACUCAUGGAUUAUUCCAGGAAACAGGAGCAGUUCCGGUCCCAGCUGGUUGUGUUUGAGAAAGAGUACUCCGCGGCAAAGUUUAAGAACACUGAGCUUCAGGCAUCUCUGGAUAAGAAGGAGUCCUACAUACAGAAGCUAGAGUCACGACUACGAAGCAUUGACAAAAAGAACGAGGAAAUGACAAAAACACUGAAGGUUUCUGAACGUGAUCGCCGCGAACUUGAUGCUAAGCUCCAGGAUAAGAAUGUGAAGAUCCGACAGGAACGGUCCGAGAAGGAACGACUCAAGAACGAUUUUAGGAACCGACUUGAAAUGAAUAACCAGCAUUGGGAAAAAAAUCUGGUGAAAGAAAAACACAAAAUAGAAUCCGAGUUUGGAGGUCAGAUCUGGGAAAAACAAAAGAAGUUGAAUUUGCUGAGGAGUAUAGUGAACGACAAGGAUGCUGCGGUGGAGGAGCCUAGAGGUGGGUUCAGGACCCCGGCCCCUAAACCUCGCACAUACACCACGCCGGGAAAGAUCAUGACUGCCAAAUCUGAGACAGAUAUAUCAUCGGUUGGGACCAACUCAACUCCUAGGACCCGUACAGCAACUGGGACAGUGAGCUCCGCCCGGGCCGCUUAUCAGCAGAGGAUAGCCACAUCCCAGGCCACCAGAAAUACUCCAGUAUACAACCCCCGACAUCGAAGGUCAAGGUCGUCCAAUGCUGAGAUCUGGUUGGACCAUAAACCAGCUGGGAAUGUUGAAUUAGCUGUUGGAAAGGAUGGAUUUUUUGAGUACACAGUGCUACAGCCAAAGAUGAAGAAGAAGAAAUCGGUGACAAAGUUGGAAGUGAAGGACACAAAGGAAGCGUCUAAGUACUGUCUGACCCACCAACAGAUGGACAGUGGAGGAGAGCUAGAGACCAGACUUGUCAAGGGUGAUGUGAUGCCAACAGCUGGCGGUGGUACAGCAGUAGUGUUUACUGAUGUGGAGAGCCUGAAGCAGAAGUCGCCAGGAACCAGGAAGAGGAGGAGCUCGUGUCCCCAGCCCACGGACUACGAGGGGGACUGGACCGACACCGAGGACAGAUGUCGAGUUGCCAUUGAGGGACACGGCAAGAAACGCAGUCGCGGGACAGAGAGGGAGUCGCGGGUGUAGGAGACUGCGGCUGAGAAGAGAAACAGAUCUGUGAUAUUGGUAGGGAGGUGAUAGAAGAACGUUCAGACGCAUUUCAGGAAAUACAGCACCGUACAAAUACACCAUAUCUCCUUCAAAACAAACUAAGAUGUAUAAGAGACUUUACAACCAACUGUAUAGUGAUUUAAAAGAAAUGUCUGUUGUCCAUGCCAAAUUUGAGAGAAAACAAUCUUAAAUUUUGUUUCCGACUAUUCCAGGAGGCCGACGUCAAUUUACUGGUAAUAUUUCUGAGAUAUAGCAGACACUUUCAUUGUGAAUUACUGUAUACCCAAUUACUAUGAAAUUUUCACCGCAGUUUUACUUUUGCCUUUUUGCUCUCACCGACGAGGACGUAUUUAUCCUGACACAAAUAUUAGUACACAACAUACAAUAUAUAGUAAUUACGUGUGAAGGGUGAAAUUAACACUAGGAGAACAUGACUUUAUCGGUAAAGGGCGAAUAUUUGACGAGGUGAAAGUUUCCCAGUAUACAGGUAAGGUUCUGUAUUUCCCUGAAUGAGUGUAGUUGAAGUUCUCUUUAUUACAUGGUAUUUCUAGUUUCUUGUUUGAUGGAGGGAGCUUGCGGGUUACUUUAGAUACACACAGUUGAUUUCUGAUUUUUGAAUGACAAUAUUGAGUUUGAUAUCUAUCAGAGAUACAGCAUGAAAAUUGAUUUUGAGAAAAAUUGAACACUUCAAUGUUAAAAUAGUGUUUGAUUGUACUUAAAAAAAAAUAUAUUUGAAGUUUGUAUUAUCUGCUUGAUGGAAAUCAACAUUAGAAUAACUCUAAGAAAAUAAACUAAAAGAUACAGUAUUGGAAUAAAAAGUCCCCAAAUUCUACAAACAACAUUCACAUGUGUAUGAAGGAACUGUGUCUAUUGGAGUGAUAUCUUGCACAGAAUGUCAGAUACCAUUUUGAUCUGGUGCAAAACAUUUUAAGAUGUAGGUAUAUUCCAUGUAGUUUGUGUGUGUAUAUGUUCUCUAUAUGCAUAUUUAAAAGUGUAUUUUAAUUGUGUAGCAUCUGUUAUAUAUUCAUUAGCAAUUAAUUCUUUUUCCUGAAGCAAGCAUGAUAUAAAAGUUAACCUAGGUUUUGAAAAAUCUGGAGAAUUUACAAACUGUUUGAAGAUAGUUACAACAUCACAUACUUCAGUAUUCAAAUCACUGAAUCGUACACCCUAGUCAAGUCCUCUAUAAAUCUGUUUAAUUUUUCUUUCCUUUUCUCUUCUUUUCUGUCAUUUCUUCAUUCUUUUAAGACAAGCGAAAAAGCCAUUAGACAUCAACGUAUAUAAUGGUAUGUCUCUUUGCUGUGUCUAAGACAAAUUUGGACAAACUCUGUGUCCCUCAGUAUUCCGUGUAUGAGGCAGAGACACACUGUUGAGAAUAUAAUACAGUUGAUUAUAAUGAACUAUGUUAUACACUAAUAGUUAAUACUUGCACGCACUUUAUUGUAAUGUGAUUUUAUACAUGCGUUAAAACAAAUGAAAACCCAUAUUCUUAUUUUGAACUUGUUUAAUGUUAUUAAGUUACCUUAGUUGUCUUGAGUGUUGCUUUUGACGUAUACAUUGUUUUUGACUCAAAACACAUUCACUAAGCCCAUUCAAACAAAUACAUUUCAACUUUUAAAUCAUUUCAAAUAUGACAUAUUUUGGUGUACAAUAUAGAUUUUUUAAACAUGGCUCACAACUCACAAAUCUUUUUAACUUAUCCUAAAAAGAAAAUAUUUAUGACCUUAUGUAAGGAAAUCCAAUAUAAGCUGGAAACCAUGGAUGGACCCCAGACAAUUAUAAUCAUAAAAUGUUUGUAAGGAAGCUAGAAAUCAAAUGAUGUGAAGAAUGUUUUUAGUACUGAGAAGAGUAGUGAUAGGUAGCCUGGUUCAAUUUGCUGACAUCAUUUGUGAAGCCUCGUUUUGAUGUAAAAUUUCCCUAUUAGAUUUCAUUAUUUUUUUAAACCAUGUCAUUUGAAUAACAUAUAAAACUGAUUAUUGUAUACAAGUUUAAAAUUGUGAAAAAUUCCUCUGUAAAAUUCUUGCCAUUAUUUUUAAUUUACUGUUAUACUGUAUACCAGGAUAUUUUUCGUGCCAGUUUAACUUUUGUCCUCCUUAAUGACUCUGAAUUAAUCACGACAGCGAUUGCUGCGAAUUGUUAUUACACAGCAUACCAUAUACAGCAAUAAUACAGGGGUGAGGUGGGGACCAAUUUAACACUAGGCGAACAUGGAAUUUUUCGGGAAAGAGCGAAUAUUUGACUGAGCGAAAGUGUUCCCGGUAUACAGUAUUUUUAGUCACAAUAGAUUACACGUAAUUGGAAUGGAAACAUAUCAGUUCUAUAGUUUUUAACUCAUGCUACUGUAAAAUUACAACUUUGUUAGGAAAUUGAUGGAAUAUUGUCAUAUGUAUGUUGUAUAUAAUUCUGAUUACCGGUAUUCUUACAAAUUGAUGACUGUUUUGUGUCUGUAUUUCAUCAAAUGUAAAUAAAUUUGUAUUAUAAUA
This is a messenger RNA of Mizuhopecten yessoensis (Yesso scallop), 5322 nucleotides long. Its product is annotated as kinesin-like protein KIF23. Gene Ontology annotation, cellular component: microtubule; kinesin complex; nucleus. The transcript has 25 exons. Gene Ontology annotation, molecular function: microtubule binding; ATP hydrolysis activity; ATP binding. The coding region runs from base 122 to 2818 and encodes 898 amino acids. Lineage: Eukaryota; Metazoa; Mollusca; Bivalvia; Pectinida; Pectinidae. Gene Ontology annotation, biological process: microtubule-based movement. The record is from RefSeq and is a predicted model, not a curated record.